GUUGCUCUUCCCACUUUCUCUGCCCCGACUCAAAGUCAACCAUGAAGGUAUUGAUCAUCCUGUCCUCGCUGAUUGCUGCUGUCCUCGGCGCCGGCGAUGCCAGUACUAACGCUGCCGUCGCCAAGUUCCAGGCCACCGUUAAAGCCCAGGUCGACGUCCUCUUCAAAACCUCCGACGCUAACAAGGACGGAAAAUUCGACCAAGCUGACAUGUCCUCCAUCUUCACUGAAUAUGAUGCCAACCACGACAAGUCCGUGACUGAACAGGAAUUCAUGUCCCGUUUCUCGGGGACCCAGGCUGGUCUCUCUGCCAUCGGUAAAGGACUCUUCCUUGAGUUUGACAUGGACAAAAGCAAAGCCAUCACCCCCUCCGAUCUCAACCUUUACUUCAAGAAGAUCGACCAGAAUGACGACGGCCAAGUUAGUAAACAGGAGUUUGAUCAAUAUUUCACUCAGCUCUUCACGGUCCUAUUCAUCAUCCAGGCUAACGCUCAGGCCGCAGCUGGUGGAGCCGUUACCCUGUAAAACGGUCGUCAUCACGUCUCUGUAGUCUCAUCAAGGAUCAAAAUAAACACGUAACUGUCGCGUAA
Messenger RNA from Haliotis rubra (blacklip abalone), 589 nucleotides. RefSeq lists its product as uncharacterized. The transcript has 6 exons. NCBI's taxonomy places the organism in Eukaryota, Metazoa, Mollusca, Gastropoda, Lepetellida, Haliotidae. Bases 42 to 524 code for a protein of 160 amino acids. The record is from RefSeq and is a predicted model, not a curated record. Gene Ontology annotation, molecular function: calcium ion binding.